Fusarium proliferatum ET1 is the source of this 1023-nucleotide messenger RNA. RefSeq lists its product as uncharacterized. Bases 1 to 1023 code for a protein of 340 amino acids. NCBI's taxonomy places the organism in Eukaryota, Fungi, Ascomycota, Sordariomycetes, Hypocreales, Nectriaceae. Gene Ontology annotation, biological process: protein phosphorylation. The record is from RefSeq and is a predicted model, not a curated record. The transcript has a single exon. Gene Ontology annotation, molecular function: ATP binding; protein kinase activity.
AUGACAUUCGAGACCUCUGAAAACCCACCAUCUCCUUCACCAACAUCACCAGCAUGGAGUGUAAUCCUGUUCACUUUCAGCGAUAGAAACACCGAUUCAGAGCUGGUGGUUAUGUGUAAUAACAAACGCUUUAUCAUACGUCUCUUAGCCGACACCUUUUCUGAGUCGCCCAAGUUGAAAGAACGCUAUCUCUUCUUUUUGCGAGUUGCCGAAGAGUUCGAGCUAGAUGGUGUAGCUGUCGAGGACUUCUGGGAUUGGAUUGUCGACCCUCUGCUCCCCAUUUUCCGGGAACUGCACACUCCAGACCCGGCAGACCUGCAAACUUUGAACGGCUUUUUCAACCCCGAAACCUUCGUCUAUACCUUUCAAACAGUCUCUGAUGAGCGUAUACCACAAUUAGACAGAGACGCCGCACACCAGUCUCCGUUUGGUAUUUUUGUUCCUGAUGAACUCUGUGCGUUGUGGAAGUCCUUUGAUCCAUCUGAAGUGCGGAUUUGUCAAGAGAAAGUGAUUGGCCCGCCUUCUGAUACGCCGCGCAAAGUCCUUCUGCACGACGGGACAAUUGCAUUCCUCAAGCUCGUUCGCCGCGGGGACAAGCAGUCCCUGAAAAAUGAGCUGGACACAUAUGGGAAGAUCGACAGAGCAGAGCUUGACAACAAGAUGAGGAUCUCACGCCUCCACGGUCUAGUGCGGAACAACGAUGGUGUUACUUUCGGUCUCUUACUUACCUAUAUCGACUGUGGGCGUGUUACAAUGUCGUGUGCAUUGAGGCCAGAAACCGAAGUUUCACUAAGGGCGAAAUGGGCUGCACAAGUCCAGGAAGCUAUUGCCCAACUACAUGAUGCUGGAAUAGCGUGGGGAGAUGCUAAACCGGACAACAUCCUAAUUGAUGUAAAUGAGGAUGCUUGGCUUAUUGAUUUCGGUGGUGGAUACACGGAGGGAUGGGUGCCUAAGAUCCUUGUCGGGACAAUGGAAGGUGAUCGCAUUGCUCUCGAGAAGAUACUAGAAUACAUCCGCAACUAG